AUGGAUCCCACUAGACGACGACAAAAGGUCUCUUCGGCCUGUCAGAGAUGCCGUUCGCGGAAAUCAGGAUGUGAUCGACAUCGACCAUGCCAACUAUGUGUCCGAGCUGGUGUGCCAUGCGUACCUGGUAGGACUGGUGGGACAGAACAGGCUGUGGCGGUGAAUAUGCAGGGUAGCUCUAGCCUGAACCAGAUUCGUCUCCAAGAUGAAGAAAGGGCUGUUCUACCGGAACAAAGUAUCGUGGAAUUGAGCACGAAGAUUUUCUCUCGUGAUUAUCCGGCCUACGACACUUCAGCGUUGCCGGGAGGGAAGGAAAUGGAAAGGUCAGUCUCAGCCAGCGCCAAAUCAUGGCAAGAUAUUAUUGGGUCAACACUCCCUCCAAAAGGAGUGCUCGAUACAUUACUUGACCAGUUCUUCAAUUCAGUUAAUUGGUUUAUGAUGGUCUUUCAUGAGGAACAUUUUCGACGACGCUACGAGAACCUGUUAACAUCUACUCAAGGUGUAGAACCAGUCGAUAACAACCUCCUUUGGGUUACGUUGAUGGCUCUUGGACUAGGCGCCCAUUAUUCCCUAUUGGGCGGAUCCACCGGUCAAGACGAAUCUUCACUGCGACUAUUUUCCGAGAGCAUUUUCACACAAGUUGAACAUAAAUUUUGCCGUAUCAUUGGCUCACCGAAUGUCGAGGCUGUUCAAAUUUGUAUACUCUUAGGUAGCUUCCAUUUGUUCAAUGGCCGUCCCACAGUUGGGUUUGGUAUACUUGGAAGCGGUGUCAAGAUCGCCCAGAUCAUGGGAUUACAUCGGGAGUCUAUGUGGAAGGGUAUUUCCAGUAUCAACAGAGAGUUGAGGCGGCGGUCAUGGUGGGCACUUGAAGUUUUUGACAAAUAUGCUGCUAUCGCCUUCGGAAGACCCUGCACAAUAGAUGAGUCCGAUUGCAGCGUUGAUCCUCCAGUCGAUGUAUGCCUUGAAGGAAAACUGGUCUCACCUCGAAAUUCACUACUGGAAUACCAUCGACAAAAGUUCAAACUGUAUCGACUGAUGGGCCCUUUCCUAGGCCGCAGGAGCCAGACGAAUCGACUGGAAACAGUAAACAACCUCCACGGUCAGCUCAUUCUCUGGCAAAGGGAGCUACCUGGAAGUCUACGAUUACAGACCUACAAGGACGAUGUGCCCUCGGAGAAGCCAUCUCUCUACCAGUUGCAGGCAUUAGCGCUUCAAUUAACCUAUGACAAUCUCCAGAUUAUCCUCCACAGAAGCGUGGCUUUUGGGGACAGCCGUCACUGCAUGACUGGUGAUGGUAGCACUGCCCGUAGACAGGACUCAUCUCUUCACAGAGAAGAAUUGCUCCAGUCUGCGUUACGAACGUCGGAGCUGGGCCAGUAUAGUCACAUCCUCCAGGCUUGUCGCAGAACACACGCUGUUAUGCAUGUUGGUAUAUGCCUUUUCACGGCAGGUGUAGUUCUCUGCGCAGUGAGCCUUUCGGAGCCAUUAUCGCUUUCCAGCCAAAAAGCAAAAGCAGGGAUUAUGGCUAUCAUCCGUCUGCAUCAGAACAACCUUUCGGAUCAGCAUCUUCUUUCGGCCCAAAGCGCGAAAAUUCUCGAGGACUCAGUAGCUGCGGUCAUGCAAUUCGAACAGCAGCUCAUCCUUGGCCAUCUUCCGCCUAGAUCGCCCAACGUUCGGCCCAGAACUUUGAUCGAAGAUGAUGUGGUCACGCCAGCUGGCCAGGAUAGUCGUCCCGACACUUCACGGGCUACAGAGAACGAAGCCUUUUUGGCCCCUUUACAGGAAGUAUUUGCUGAGCACCUGCAAGAUGGAGCGCUAGGAAUCGAAUCGACGGAUGAUAUGCCACAGAAUUCGGCCGGUUCCUAUGAGGAGUCUUUAAUGCUAGCACCUCCGAUGUUUUCUUGGGACGGAGGCUUAUAUUCAACGAUCGAUCCUGAAUUUGCCGAUGCAAAUCAACUAUGGUUAUGGUCAGACCAUACAUUACAAAACUUCUUCUAG
This is a messenger RNA of Penicillium samsonianum, 1998 nucleotides long. RefSeq names its product Zn(II)2Cys6 transcription factor. Bases 1 to 1998 code for a protein of 665 amino acids. Gene Ontology annotation, biological process: DNA-templated transcription; regulation of DNA-templated transcription. NCBI's taxonomy places the organism in Eukaryota, Fungi, Ascomycota, Eurotiomycetes, Eurotiales, Aspergillaceae. The transcript is spliced from 6 exons. The record is from RefSeq and is a predicted model, not a curated record. Gene Ontology annotation, molecular function: DNA binding; zinc ion binding; DNA-binding transcription factor activity, RNA polymerase II-specific.